GUACUCAGAACCUAAGGGGUGCCCGGUGCUGAAGGGGAGGGAUAAGAACUGCCCGUCUUAGAUGCUCUGAAAACCUACUGCAGUAUCUAUGCAUGCCUAUACAAUUAUUCAUGAUGCUGGCAGCCCCAAACAGGACAUAAACCUGACACCAUGCAGCAGAAGACCCAAUUAUUCCUCCAGGCUCUGAAGUCUAGUGUUCCUCACCUUGGGAAAUGCAUGCAGAAACAGCCUUUGAAUCACUGGCACUUCGCUGAGCAUUGUUACAGUAGAAUAAAAUUGAGAAAAUACCACCUACCCAAGUGUCUGCAGAAUAAAAACAAGAUAUCAGAGUUAGCAAGAAACAUCCCAAGUCGGAGCUUCUCCUGUAAGGAUCUUCUGCCGCUUAAACAAGAAAGCAAAAACUCCCCUUCAGAAAACAUGGAUGCCUUUGAAAAAGUGAGAACGAGGUUGGAAACACAGCCACAGGAAGAAUACGAAAUCAUCAAUGCAGAGGUGAAACACGGAGGUUUUGUUUACUAUCAAGAAGGCUGCUGCUUGGUUCGUUCAAAAGAUGAAGAAGCCGACAGUGACAACUACGAAGUGUUAUUCAAUUUGGAGGAACUUAAAUUAGACCAGCCCUUCAUUGAUUGUAUCAGAGUUGCUCCAGAUGAAAAAUAUGUGGCCGCCAAGAUAAGAACUGAGGAUUCUGAGUCAUCUACUUGUGUAGUUGUGAAGCUCAGUGAUCACCCUGUCAUGGAAGCAUCUUUCCCAAACGUGUCCAGUCUUGAAUGGGUCAAAGAUGAAGAAGAGGAAGAUGUUUUAUUCUACACGUUCCAGAGGAACCUUCGCUGCCACGACGUUUAUCGAGCCACUUUUGGUGAUAAUAAACGUAAUGAACGUUUUUACACAGAAAAAGAUCCAAGCUACUUUGUCUUCCUUUAUCUCACAAAAGACAGUCGUUACCUCACCAUAAAUAUUAUGAACAAGACCACUUCUGAAGUGUGGUUGGUAGAUGGCCUGAGCCCUUGGGACCCACCAUUCCUUAUCCAGAAGCGAAUUCCUGGGGUCCUGUACUACGUUGAACACAGAGAUGAUGAACUGUACAUACUCACUAACGUAGGCGAGCCUACAGAAUUCAAGCUCAUGAGAACAGCAGCUGAUAGUCCUGCUGUUAUGAAUUGGGAUUUAUUUUUCACGAUGAAGAGAAACACCAAAGUUGUGGACUUGGACAUGUUCAAGGAUCACUGUGUCUUGUUCCUGAAGCACAGCAAUCUCCUUUAUGUGAAUGUCAUCGGUCUGGCUGAUGACUCGGUGCGAUCUCUGAAGCUCCCUCCCUGGGCCUGUGGAUUCAUAAUAGAUACAAAUUCUGACCCAAAGAACUGCCCCUUUCAACUGUGCUCUCCAAUACGUCCCCCCAAAUACUACACAUACAAGUUCGCAGAAGGCAAGCUCUUUGAGGAAACAGGGCAUGAAGACCCGAUCACAAAGACGAGCCGCGUCCUACGUCUGGAAGCCAAGAGUAAGGAUGGAAAAUUAGUGCCGAUGACCGUUUUCCACAAAACGGACUCUGAAGACUUGCAGAAGAAGCCUCUCCUGGUACAUGUGUAUGGGGCCUAUGGGAUGGAUUUGAAAAUGAAUUUCAGACCUGAAAGACGAGUGUUGGUUGAUGAUGGAUGGAUCUUAGCAUAUUGCCACGUUCGGGGUGGUGGUGAGUUAGGCCUCCAGUGGCACGCUGAUGGCCGGCUAACUAAAAAACUCAAUGGCCUUGCUGACUUAGAGGCUUGCAUUAAGACGCUUCAUGGCCAAGGCUUUUCUCAGCCAAGUCUAACAACCCUGACUGCUUUCAGUGCUGGAGGGGUGCUUGUGGGAGCAUUGUGUAAUUCUGCCCCAGAGCUCCUGAGAGCCGUGACUUUGGAGGCCCCUUUCUUGGAUGUUCUCAACACCAUGUUGGAUACGACACUUCCUCUGACACUGGAAGAACUGGAGGAAUGGGGGAAUCCGUCAUCUGAUGAAAAACACAAGAACUACAUAAAACGCUACUGCCCCUAUCAAAAUAUUAAACCUCAGCAUUACCCUGCGCUUCACAUCACAGCGUACGAAAACGAUGAGCGGGUCCCUCUGAAAGGAAUCGUGAGCUACACGGAGAAGCUCAGGGAAGCCACCGCUGAGCAUGCCAAGAACACGGGCGAAGGUUACCAGGUCCCCAAUAUUACUUUAGAUAUUCAGCCAGGAGGCAAUCAUGUGAUUGAGGAUUCUCACAAAAAGAUUACAGCCCAAAUUAAAUUCCUGUACGAGGAGCUUGGACUGGACAGCACCAAUGUUUUUGAGGACCUUAAGAAAUACUUAAAAUUCUGAACCACCACCACCAACUAAGCAUGGGAAACAUGCUGAAAGAUUUCCGUCUUUCUCGUCAUUGCAUUAGCAAAGUGAGAUUCUUUUUUCCAGUUAUUAAGUAAUCUUUUUUAAAAUUUGCUACUUUACCUAAAUUAAUCUUAGUUUAGAUCUCACUUGUUGAUACUGUUCUAUCUAUUGACGCCCUAAACCUAAUGAAAUCAGUUUUCAAACCCUGCACCUUCAAAGGGCACAGGUUAGGGAGCAAGGGAGGAGGGGUGGGUGGCCUCGGGGCUCUGGGUGUGGCCCUCCCAGUCAGAAGAGCUUUUUGGUUUUGUCUGUUUCCCUGGAACCAUUUCUAAAUCAAUGUUCCCGCCACCUCUUCACCAGUGAGCCUUUUUAGCUCUGUAGCAUUGUAGGAGUGGGUCAUCCUCCCACUUUCUAUGACUCGAUUUUAAGAAAAAAGAUAAUCUUCACGUUAAAUGUAUCACAUCUUUGAAGUAAGCUGGGCUCUAAGGCAUUCUGAUCCUCUUAGCGACGCUGUUUCAGUGAACGUAUAUGUUCCUGCAAGGGAUCACUUUCUUUUAAAUACUUUAUUAUUAUUUAAGAACAUUUGAGAGCCUUUCUUAAGCAUUUGUAGUCAAGCUACUGAAAUAUCGUAAGUUUCUUGACGAGUCUUCAUAAGGUUUACUCAGCAGAAAGAAAGCUAUAUAAGGGGGCUUCAAAACAUCCAUGGGGAAGUCCAUUCUCUUUCCAUUCCCUGGCUCCACGACCUCUGUGACGUCCCCUGGUGGGUGGAGGUGACCAAAUGCUUGUGAUAAGCGUGUGUGCCAGGGUCCCCAUCUGGAGCGCAGAGGUGCUUAACACAAGCUGUGCAGUAUGCCCAGCGCGCUGGAGUAGCAGGCCCGAUUGGACACGAAACACCUGUCUCGGAGAGCUGCUUCGUAAUGAAGGAAGGUCUUUGUAUUGUAUUCAAGGAUGAGCCCGUCUCCCUUGUCCAGUUUGAUGGCACUGGUGUCCAGGGCACUGCCUUCGAUGGCAGAAUUGGUACUUAAGCGGAUGUGCACCGUGGCGGGAAGUCCCGACAUCAUCGCUGCUAAGUUUACCACUGAUGUUGACUCCCCAAAAUUCAGAGCCACGGCCAAGACUCGGUCCAAGCCGUCCAGCUCUCUCGUGUACACAACCACACGGCCAUCGUCCCCCGUGUUCCCCACAUGGCAAAACCAGCCCCUGCUGAGCAGCAGAUCAUUAGCAUGAAGUGAACUUAGUUCUUGAUACAGCUUCAAACUUGAUCUUAACUGAGUGUUCUGGGCCUGUUGAAGGGGGGAAAAAAAUCAGGGUUAUUUACCUAAAUUAAUUUGAUUCAAAUCAUGUUUUUUAAAAGAUUUUUUAGUAUCUACUAGGGCUAUAACUCCUAAAAAAAGUAUCAAUUUUACCCCCUGAAUAAAUAACCAAAUUAGAACCGUUAGGAAGCAGAUACGAAUCUGCUCAUGUACAGACCGACAGUUGCAGAUCCGGGGUCCCCUCAAGUGCAUCACCUUCUGCUGCACCUCAGCCAGAGCAGCUGUGGAGACCAGCAUUCACGUACCGGGACGCCCGAAGCCCCCGGGUGUAAGUCACUGUCUGUUUAACUUGCCUAAACACACUCCCUGCCUGUCACACUGUACUGCCAAAUGCCUGGGUAGAAAGCAGCCACUAUGUCCAGGGACUCUUAAGAAUUUCUGAUGUCUGCUUAUCGGUUCUCUGUAGGGUAUUACGUAGGCUGCCCCUGUGCAAAGAUCUUGUGACUUCAUCAGAUGUGGAUUUCUUCAUAGCUGUUACAUUAAAGAGAUGCAAAGUAAAAAGCUGCUUAAAGUCAAAGUUAGAAAUUAUAGAUGUAAAACUUUUUGCUACAAAGCAGUGUGUCCAUUUAAAAAAGAUUUUCCAUUUAUUUUACCACUAUAUCGAGUGUGCUUUAUUGCUGUUUAUGUUUUCUUUGCUUUCCUCUCAACAUUUUUGGCCUUGUCCCCGUACGUGGCCUCCAUCGUGUCACUGUACUGGCAGUACUGGCGUAGGCCACACCUAAAGUGACUCCCUUUCAUGUCAGCACUCAAGAGUCAGCAGCACCUUCGUGUGUGUUCAGGGUCGCCUUCCCUCAUAUGUUUUGAUGAUUUCUAUAGAAGAGUUUAUCAGAAAAGAAGUUACAAAAAGACCAAAGUGUACGGACACUUGAUGGACAAUUCCAAAUUCGUAUUCGUAAGUGUUGUUGCCAAAUCAGCAGUGAUGUUCAUUUUAUUGUAUUCUUGCCAGCCGUGUUUAGUCGGGGGGUGGGGAGUGAACUUGUUUGUAGGUGGCUGCCUAAUAUAUGGUCUUUAUUGAGUAUCUAAUGAAUGUUUGGAAAAAAAUGUUUAUUCUGUAUCCAUGUCACCGGCAUUAAUGGUACAUGUAUAUGACUUGUCAGCGUUGUUAUUAAUAUUUUCUAUAGCCUUAGGUAAUGCAUGUAAAGCACACAGUUCAGUGCUACUCAGAUAAGAAGUGCCCUAUAACUGUUAGCGCCUCGUUUUAUUACCUCUGAUUUGUCAGUUUCAAGUCUGUUGAAGUCCUUCUCUGUAGUUGUGGGUUUGUCCAUUUCCCGGAUUAUUUGUCUUACUUAUUUAAAAGCUGUUGUUAGAUGCAUAAAGAUUUAUGAUUUUAGUGAAAAGUUCUUUUAUCAAAUUUUUAAUAUUGCCUUUGUCUCAUAUAAUGCUUUUCAUAUGGAAUUCUAUUUUGUCUGCUAUUAAAUAUCUCCAUACCUA
Messenger RNA from Echinops telfairi (small Madagascar hedgehog), 5084 nucleotides. It is a transcript of the gene PREPL, whose product is annotated as prolyl endopeptidase like. Bases 151 to 2334 code for a protein of 727 amino acids. The record is from RefSeq and is a predicted model, not a curated record. The transcript has 14 exons. Gene Ontology annotation, molecular function: serine-type endopeptidase activity. Gene Ontology annotation, cellular component: Golgi apparatus; cytoskeleton. NCBI's taxonomy places the organism in Eukaryota, Metazoa, Chordata, Mammalia, Afrosoricida, Tenrecidae. Gene Ontology annotation, biological process: proteolysis.